Messenger RNA from Hydra vulgaris (swiftwater hydra), 1692 nucleotides. NCBI's taxonomy places the organism in Eukaryota, Metazoa, Cnidaria, Hydrozoa, Anthoathecata, Hydridae. The record is from RefSeq and is a predicted model, not a curated record.
AGGUCAGGAGAGUUCUGGUAUGGUAUUAAGUGAUGGGAAAGAAUUCAGUGUAAAGAAAGGGAUGGGUUUGGUAGAUAGUGUUUAUGCUGAUGUAACACCAAAUGAAAAAGGGUACAUAGGCAUUGGUCAUAAUCGUUAUUCUACAACAGGAAAGUCAUUAGUGUUGAAUUGUCAGCCUUUUGUUGUUCACUCUAACUAUGGCAAAAUAGCUGUGGCGCAUAAUGGUGAACUAGUGAAUGCAGGUAAAAUUCGAAAAUCUUUGUUAAAACAAGGAAUCGGUUUAUCUACAGAAUCAGAUAGUGAGCUUAUAACGCAGCUUUUAGUUCAAGAACCACCCGGUGAACAAAACGGUGUAGACUGGGUCUCAAGAAUCACCAAUCUAAUGCAGAUCGCUGAAUGUUCUUUUUCUUGUGUUAUGUUGACUUCUGAAAAUGAAAUAUUUGCUUUUAGAGAUCCAUUCGGUAACAGGCCUCUAUGUAUUGGAGAAUUGUCUAAAAAUACCAGUAUUGAAUGCGGUGAAAGUAAGAAAGUAUGCAGACAGUUAUCAAUGUACAUUGUUUCAUCCGAGUCUUGUGCAUUUACUUCUAUAGGUGCAGCCCUUAUUCGUGAUGUAAACCCUGGUGAAAUUAUUCGCAUAUGUCCUGAUGGAAUUCAAUCCUUAGGAAUAGUCGGUAGAAACAGAGAAGAUUCUCAUUCAGCAUUUUGUAUAUUUGAGUAUGUUUAUUUUGCACGCCCUGAUUCGUUUUUCGAAGGACAAGAAGUCUAUACCGUGCGCAAAGAGUGUGGUCGUCAACUUGCACUAGAAAGUGCCGUAGAAGCAGAUGUAGUUAGUACUAUUCCAGAUUCUGCAGGUCCAGCUGCAAGAGGAUUCUCUGAGAAAUCUGGAAUACCAUAUGAAGACGUUUUUAUAAAAAAUAGAUACAUCGGUAGGACAUUUAUUCAACCUAAUUCUGCAGACAGAAAACUUGGUAUAACAACUAAGUUUGGGACUCUAAAUAGUAACAUUAAAGGAAAUCGUAUUGUACUUAUAGAUGAUUCUAUAGUUCGUGGAAAUACAAUGCCUCACGUUAUCGAGAUGUUAAAAAAUGCUGGCGCAAAAGAGAUACAUAUACGAAUUGCGUCUCCGCCUUUAAAACAUCCUUGUUUUAUGGGUAUUAACAUUCCUACCAAAGAAGAAUUAAUUGCAAACGAUUAUAACUCUAUGGAAUUGGCUAAGUAUUGGGGUGUAGAUAGUUUGGUAUAUCUUUCUUUAGAUGGCCUGACACGUGCUGUGAAAAAAAAUAGUUCUAAACAGGAUGGUCACUGUAUGUCGUGUUUAACAGGCAAAUAUCCAGUCCAACUGCAAUGGUAGACAGUUAACUAUAAUAGGAAAGUCAUUUGGUUGAAAUUUAUAAAGCCUACCAAUAAUUUCAUUAGAAUUGUUAGUUGAAAUUUCAGGUACGAAUUUUUAUGAAACUCAUUUCAAUUAAUACCAAAAUUAUAAUAUCAACGGAGUUGAUAUAUAUAUAUAUCGCAGUUGACGUAUCGGCAAUUAGGUCAUAACAAAAAUUGUAAAUACGCAGAUUUUUUAACUACUGAUUAAUUCUAUAAUAUAUUUUUUACAACAAAAUUCAGUAACAUAAAUUUCAUAUGUAUUACUUAAAAUCUUAUAAUGUAAAAAUUUUUUAUAGUAACGAAACUUGCAGGAUCAUA